GCGAGAUCACAGAGCGAGAUAAAAGUAGGCGGUGCCUGGAAAGUCGUUGACAGUGUUCGUGACGUUCGUGACAUUGAGUCUCGACAAGGCAGUUGCCGUAAUGUCGACGGCACUGUUGGCCGCCGUGGCAGUAAUUCUGUGUAUAUUAUUUAGGAUACUAAACGUUAAUAGCCAACCCCAAAAACCGGCACUAUACUGCAAGGAUCUCAGCUUUUUGGACACCAUUUUAAAGAUAGCUCCUCUCCUUCAAGAACCGUACAUCCCCACACGACUGUGGGGUUUUAGUGGUCAUGUACAGACCAUUAUACACAGCAUUAUUGGGCGAGUGCGUUGCCCUUGGCCAAUUGGGGAACGGUGCUACCUGUCACUCUGUGAUGGAACUACAUUGACAUAUGAUGUUUAUCAGCCUCUUGAUCAGUCUCAUGAAGAUGACUACACACUGGCCAUCUGCCCAGGAAUUGGUAACACCUCUGAAAGUGUGUACAUUCGAACAUUUGUACAUUAUGCCCAGUGCCAUGGUUAUCGCUGUGCAGUAUUGAAUCAUGUUGGAGCACUUGGUAGUGUCAGGGUCACAGCACCCAGAAUAUUCUCUUAUGGCCACACGGGUGACUUCGGUGAGAUGCUGUCUCAUAUCCUUGAGAAACAUCCAAAUACCCUCAUUGUGUGUAUAGGGUUCAGUCUUGGAGGGAACCUUGUCACAAAAUAUAUGGGUGAAAUGGAUCGGUGCAAAGCACCAAACAUCAUUGGUGGCAUAUCCAUAUGUCAAGGCUAUUGUGCCAUUGAGGGUACAAAAUGGUUGCUUAAUUGGCAGAACUUCAGGAGAUUUUACUUAUAUGUGAUGACAGAAAGUAUGAAAUCAAUCAUUCUUAAACAUCGCCAUGUGUUGCUUCAUGAUGAGGUGAAGCAGCACUACAGCCUGAAUGAGAGGGAAAUUAUAGCUGCAGCCACACUCCCUGAGCUUGAUGAUGCCUACACUAGGAAAGUCCAUAACUUCAAAUCUGUGACUGAACUCUAUCAGUGGAGCAGCUGUGUCAACUACUUACAAGACAUCUGCAUACCUAUGAUUUUUAUCAAUGCUCGUGAUGACCCCAUAGUUCCUGAAGCUUUGCUGCAACCAAUCAGACAAUUUGCCUCUGAACACAGCAAUACUUUGUAUCUGGAACUUGCACAUGGAGGACAUCUAGGUUUCUAUGAAGGAGGCCUAGUUUAUCCAAAUCCAGUCACGUGGCUUGAUCGGGCUUUGGUGGCUCUGGUUGGAUCUCUAGCACUGGUAAAUGCGGACACAACACUCAAAAACAGAGUAGAGACAACGCUGUAGCAAGCUCUCACUUAUCAUUCAUCAGCAGAGAGUUAUCCUUCAGGCCUCCUUUAUAUUACUGAGAAGAAGAUGUUGGGUGGAUAAUUGCUGCUACCACUACAGCAACAGCGUGGAGACCCAUUGUCCUGUCAGCUCAUUAUAUUAAAUUUUAUGGGUUCUAGUGUGAGAAGUAAUCUUAUAAGGACCAGUAUAAGGAGCCUAGGAAAGAAAUACUUGUUCAUUAUAAGUAUUAAAUUGCAUUUGUAUUUAUUAUUUGUAGCAAUUUAAAUGAUAUUAUUUAUCAUUCCACAAGUGAUGAUACUUUGAUGUGAAAUGAAAAUCAUUUAUGUUUGUGUGAUAUCUGUAAAUCUGUUUCUUGUAUAUAUAAAAUUAUAUGUACAUGAAUAAUGUCAUUCACCUAUUGUAAUAAAUCAAGAUGUUUGUAUAUUGUGCAUAGCAAGAACAUCAGUGCUGACUACAGCACUAAAUUUGAUUGUAAAGAAUGUGUGCUUGCGUAAUUGUUGUUUUUCAGAACACUGGAUUGUAGGUAACAUUGAAACACUGAGAGGCAAAGUCUUAACAUUUUGUCUUUCUUUCCAACAUGAACUAUGUUAGAUUUGAAGUGCUCACAGUGGCAACUAUGAAGAAUACAAUAUUCUACGAUGUGACACCAUAUAGUCUGGCAGACAUUUAUGGACAUUCGUCUGAUAUGUUGACAAACUUCUACCAUACUACACAGUGCCACAUCCCAGAAGACAUAACUCUUCCUUCAUACUUACACUUGUGUGUAAAAAUUCAUUAUAUCUUUCUGUUUCAUUUGAAAUUUAGUAUGCAUUUUAUAUUGGUUGUUAAGGCCACAGAGUGCUAGCGACAUGAAUGUAGUACUAAGAAUUUGGGUCCAUGAUUUUGAUAAAUACAAGAAAUUAAUUAGUAUUAUUGUAGAACAGCUUUGCAAACUUUGAGAUAUUUAAAGCAGAAUUUGAAUUAAUUUUAAACAUUCCCUUAUCUAUUUUUGCCUUCAAAGUAGAAGUAAAUAUGGAACAUUCCCUGCAUCAUAAUUAUAUUUUGAGAGAAAUUAGGUUUUUAUAAAUUAUAAUAGAAGAAGGGCCAUUGCAACGUCUUAAUUUCAUAUUAAUUAUUUUUGAAAUUUAUAUCUAAUAGCAGUGUUGAAACUAUUUCGUAAAACUAUAUAAAAUUAUAAAUACCUCAAAAAUUGUUCAUUUCAUUGGUUUAGUAUGCCAUGCUUCCAUUAUCAGUGUCACCCUAAUAGCAGUGAGUCAUAUUAGAGCAGUAUGGGAAUUGUAAGUAGUAGAUCAGAGUUACGCUGGAUUAUCAUACAUACAGAACACUGUACACUGAAAGUUGAUUGUUUAAUAUACAGAAGUGGGCAUUUGUCAUUACAAGAGAAUUUCCCAUAUUCAACAGGUCAGGUGCCCAGAAACAUUUCUCUCCACAAAAAGUGUUUAAACAGGUAAUACAAUAAAGUUCAUAUUAUAACAGAACCAGUACAAAAUAAAUCCAUAAAACAAAAAUUAAAAACAGUAUUGUAACAAACCAAGAUCACACCAAAGAAAAUACCCACCAACAAAAUAAAUGGAUUAUAUUCACAUUCAUUUUCAUGUGGAACAAUUGGAUCUUCACCUGUAGGACUGUCAAUAUUUUUUAGGCUCUGAGACAAUUCUAUCUUCCGAAGUCCUGACUUACCAAUACUAGGCUCAUCUUUGAUCAGAUGGCUUUCCACAAACAAUCCCUCCACAAUACAUCCACCAAAGUCCUUUUUUCUAAACGUUAUGAAUCAUGACUUUCAAAAAUAAAACUUGAAUCCUCCAUAACAGAAU
Messenger RNA from Cryptotermes secundus, 3135 nucleotides. It is a transcript of the gene Hydr2, whose product is annotated as abhydrolase domain-containing protein 2. The coding region runs from base 101 to 1318 and encodes 405 amino acids. NCBI's taxonomy places the organism in Eukaryota, Metazoa, Arthropoda, Insecta, Blattodea, Kalotermitidae. The record is from RefSeq and is a predicted model, not a curated record. The transcript is spliced from 8 exons. Gene Ontology annotation, molecular function: acetylesterase activity; monoacylglycerol lipase activity. Gene Ontology annotation, biological process: steroid hormone receptor signaling pathway; acylglycerol catabolic process; medium-chain fatty acid biosynthetic process. Gene Ontology annotation, cellular component: sperm flagellum; sperm plasma membrane.